ACAGUUAAGAAGGAGCGGCGGGAGACGAGAGUCGAGUUCGCAGCGGGCCGGCUGACCCCGCUCGGGACUCAGUCUCAGCGGAAGGUUGGGCGUGGUCGGUCGGUCAGCAGGGUCGCGACCCAGGGUGUUCUUGGCCCGAGUGCGGAAUGUGCUGUUUCUCGGUUCCGGGAGCCCCGAGGGAGCGGCGCCUGUAGGCAGGGGCUGGAGACUCCUGGAACUCCGUAUGGCUUUUCAAUUUUAGUUGAAAUUCCCUCCAUGGCCUUUUGGAGUCCCUUGGUGUGUCUCCAGAGUAAAUUUCGAUUACUCUUCAUUUCAUCAAUGUUGGAGUGGCAAGAAAAAGGAGGAACUGAUUUGGGGUGAAAAGGCAUAACGAACUGUAAACUUCAAAAAAAUAAAAAUAAAUAAAAAAAGAAAGAAAGAAAAAGAAAAAAGUAAAGAUGGGUGAAAAGAAACCAGAGCCUUUGGACUUCGUGAAAGAUUUCCAGGAAUAUCUGACUCAACAGACUCAUCAUGUGAAUAUGAUUUCUGGAUCAGUUAGUGGGGAUAAAGAAGCAGAGGCUCUUCAGGGAGCUGGAACAGAUGGUGAUCAAAAUGGACUCGAUCACCCAUCUGUUGAAGUUUCUCUGGAUGAAAACUCAGGAAUGUUAGUAGACGGGUUUGAAAGGACCUUUGAUGGGAAGCUCAAGUGUCGGUACUGCAACUAUGCCAGCAAAGGAACAGCCCGGCUUAUUGAACACAUUAGAAUCCACACAGGUGAGAAACCUCAUAGGUGUCACUUAUGUCCAUUCGCAUCUGCUUACGAGCGCCAUCUGGAAGCCCACAUGCGUUCCCAUACAGGAGAAAAACCAUACAAAUGUGAAUUAUGUUCCUUCCGCUGCAGUGAUCGAAGUAACCUGUCCCAUCAUCGAAGGCGCAAGCAUAAAAUGGUACCAAUUAAAGGUACCAGGUCUUCCUUAAGCAGCAAGAAAAUGUGGGGAGUUUUACAGAAGAAAACAAGCAAUCUGGGCUAUAGCAGAAGAGCACUGAUCAACUUAAGUCCACCUUCCAUGGUGGUUCAGAAGCCAGACUACCUUAACGACUUUACCCAUGAAAUCCCAAAUAUCCAGACCGACUCGUAUGAAAGUAUGGCAAAAAACGCACCAACGGGUGGCCUGCCAAGGGACCCGCAAGAACUCAUGGUUGACAACCCUUUAAAUCAGCUCUCGACUCUGGCAGGACAGUUGUCCAGUUUACCGCCGGAGAACCAAAACCCCGCCUCCCCCGACGUGGUCCCCUGCCCGGAUGAGAAGCCUUUCAUGAUGCAGCAGCCCUCUGCCCAAGCGGUCGUUGCCGCCGUGUCCGCGAGUAUUCCUCAGAGCUCCUCUCCCACGAGCCCUGAGCCUCGGCCGCCCCACAGCCAGAGGAACUACAGUCCGGUGGCAGGUCCGAGCAGCGAACCGAGUGCCCACACCAGUACCCCCAGCCUAGGGAACAGCCAGCCGAGCACUCCGGCUCCCACGCUGCCAGUCCAGGACCCUCAGCUCCUGCACCACUGCCAGCACUGUGAUAUGUACUUCGCCGACAAUAUCCUUUACACUAUUCAUAUGGGAUGUCAUGGGUAUGAAAAUCCUUUCCAGUGUAACAUAUGUGGCUGCAAAUGUAAAAACAAGUAUGAUUUUGCCUGUCAUUUUGCAAGGGGACAACAUAACCAACACUGAUUGAAAAUAAUCACAUUAUGCUUUCCUUGGUUUUACCUUUGUGUUUUAUAGUUUUGUUUAUUGUUGUUUUUGUUUUUCUGGGGGUGGGGUCAUUCCUAAUAAGAUGUCUGCUAAUUUAAAGUCUAUCUACAUAUUUAUAGAAUGUAAGUUUGACAGUGGAAACAAAACUUUCUCCUUUUUUUUUUCUUCUCCCCAUAAAAAUCUGGUCAGGGUCACUUAUGUAUUAGAACAGUUAGACACAUUGGGGUCUAUUUUCUCGUUUCAUUUAGACAUUUGAGAAUUGGAGUGCAGUCAUAAUCCUAACAGGUAUUCAUUUAAAUUUCCCAUAUUUAUGGUCCAUAAAAUCUUCAAAGCUUAUUGCUACUCUUGGUAUUUCAACAUAUACAUUGCAGCUAGGUAAUUUCUGCCAUGAAUCAGCAUGGUAAAAUUACCGCCUCUUCCAAAGUCUAUUAACGGCUUAUUCAGUGUUUUCAGAGAGGAAUUGCCUUUAACAACACUCUUAACUGACAUGCUGUUUAGUUCACAUUGCUGAAGUUGAAGCCGCGCUUUCGUUUCAACUGAUAAUCACAGAACUACGUUGUGUAGAUUUUGUUUUCCAUAAGGGGAAAUGUAAUAGUGCAUUCCUUUCAAAUUACAGCUAUAAAAACACGAGGUAAAAGUUCUGAAAAGAAAUGAAACUUAAAUUGAAAAUGGGCUUAAUAUUUAAAAUACCUGUUUAUUCCAUUUCCAGUUUAAACACCUAUCUUUUUAUGCUGGUUUAUUGUAAAAGCCACAGGUAAAUACAGGAGAGUGCUAGAAAUAUAAGAGGGUUAUCUGUAAAGAUGCCUUUUUGUUUCUUUUAAUUUGAACCUUUCAUUUAAAUUCUCCAUUCUGACAUCAUUAUUGUCAGGCGAGGUUGAUAAGUAUACUGAGACUCUGUUAUUCCUUCUAUUCCUUUGAUGACCAAAGAGGUACAGUGGAAUUCAUCCAUCUCACUCCUCGGAAAUGCAGUCCUUUACACACAUGUACACGCACGCGCGUGCACACACACACACACAGAAUCUCUGAAAUGUCCGUUUCCUGCCCUCUGUCCAUUCAUCGUCCAUAAUUUCUGAGAAGAGGUGGUAUAGUAACACAUGGGAAAAUGUGGUGGUAAAGUAAUACUUAAAAAAAUGAGAACGUGUGUGCAGAGCAAAUUCUGGUUUUUCCUUCAGAAUUGGCCAUUUAAAAGGUUUGCUGUGAAUUCAAGUUGUAAUGCUUAUUUGUAGGUCCUGCCAGUUUUUCGUGUACAGUGACAAAACUAUACGGAGACUGAAUCGCCGCCUUAGUAGGAAAGGGUACAAAAAGUAGGAGAAUAGAAGAUGCAGUUAAAUGUGGUAUUUGAUUUGUUUACAAAAAUAAGACUUGCUAAAUCUAGAAUAAUUUUGAAUAGGAGGCUAUUGUUUUUAUAUUGUGUAAUAACUAGCUUACUCUGAAGAGGGCUUGGUCAAACAAUAAAAUAUAUUGUUACUAACUGCUGGUUUCUGUGUACUUUGCAAAAGUUUGAUUUUUUAAUUUGGUUCAGAUCUUACAAAGUGUUACUAAUUGGCUUCUUAAGGAGAAUAUCCUAACUACUAAGCAUUUAAUAAGCAAAAAAGACCUCAGCUCAUCUAUAGUAACUAAAAGGGAAACACAGACAGUGUAUGUCCCCAGAACCCCCAAGUGCCAACUUAAUGAAUCUUCUGCCCUCCCUUCCAAAUGCUAGAAAGCCAGUAAAAGGAGUUCUUGUGGUUUAAUGUCCAAUUGAAACUAAUCUCAGCAGCACUGUUGAGAGAGCAGCAAGGAGUCUGUCCAAACUGUCAAUAACUCUCUUCCUUGUCAGAUCUGAGGCUUGUGCCAUCUACGAUUGUAUUUCUCUUGUAGCUUCACUCACUCACCGCUCAGAUCCACGUUCAUGCAACCAUUUCCAAAUCUGACUUGGCUCUAGUAUUUUUUUAUUGCCAGGAGAAACAGGUUGCCGUCAUUUGGAAGCUUUUGCAAUUCAAACGAAAGCAAUACUCUGAGAUAGAAAAUGAGAGAUUUCAUUAAAGAAAGAGGAAGGACUCUCAUUAAAACCAGUUUAUUAACUCUAUAUUCUGGGCCCAAUAGUGACAAACACUUUUUUCUGACAACUAAAGAUAGAUGUUUUGAAGGUACAUUUUAAUUUAAACAGAGAAUAUCUUUUUUUUUCAUAAUUAUAAACUAGAAUUAGAAAUCUAAUUUUCCUAGGACUUAAAAGAGCACAGUCCGUGUUCCAAAGGCGUCAGUGCUUGAGCGCUACAAUUAAUUCUAAAUGCACUAAAGUUUUUGAAUCAAAUCUACCUUAGAAACUUUUUUAGUAUUGUAUUUUUUAAAAAGAUUUAGGAUUUUAUUUAAAUUUUCUGUGAGUUAAAUUUUAUACAUGGAAAGAUGAUACUAUCUUCCAUUAAGUGUUGAAUAUGUUUCUCCCAUUUUAUUUUUAAUCAAAUAUUUUAUAGAAAUGAGCUGCUAGGAAAAGUUGAACGUGAACUAUUUAUAGUACUUUGCUGUGAACAGGCAGUGCUCUGAAACUAAAAUUAUUUUUGUUCAGUGAACAUAAGUUUAGAUUUUUAAAGUUCAUAGAUAAUUUAUCUCCACUAAUAUUUUUUUAAGAAACUGUGAAGAGAUUAACAGGGAAUAAUUUCAUUUCAGAUUUUACUAAUCUAGUAUGUAGCUACAACUUCUUGAAAUUCAAGUAAAGGCUAGACUUUUACUUUGAAUAUUUGCCACUGCUAUUUCAUUUUAGAAAUAAGUGUUUGCCAUUUAUCUGCAGAAUUGUUUGACAAAGGGGAUAUUCCUUUAAAAAUGUUCAGAUAAACUUCAUUUUAAGUUUUACAAAGAUAUUUAUCAAGUGGAUGUAUUAUUUUUAAAGAAAUUCCCUGCUAAGGACUUUUUCAUUAAAUAAUCUUAUUAGAGGGAUUAUGAUUUCUACAACUUGUUUUUGUUCAUAUGUACUUUGAUGUAAAGAACAUAUUUUAUAUGCAAAACAUAAAACCUGAGUAUGGUUGCAAAACACUACAUUGUUUAGGGAUUCCAGAGAGCAGUUUGAUGCUGAAAUAACCAUAUCUAGUCUGUAGUUCAUAUUGUGAAUUAAGCUUUGCUUUUGUAAUACAUGAAUAAAAAAAUAACACUUCUA
This is a messenger RNA of Acinonyx jubatus (cheetah), 4848 nucleotides long. RefSeq names its product IKAROS family zinc finger 5 (gene IKZF5). Lineage: Eukaryota; Metazoa; Chordata; Mammalia; Carnivora; Felidae. The record is from RefSeq and is a predicted model, not a curated record. Gene Ontology annotation, cellular component: nucleus. The transcript has 5 exons. Gene Ontology annotation, biological process: regulation of transcription by RNA polymerase II. Bases 438 to 1697 code for a protein of 419 amino acids. Gene Ontology annotation, molecular function: RNA polymerase II transcription regulatory region sequence-specific DNA binding; DNA-binding transcription factor activity, RNA polymerase II-specific.